GCAGUUUGUUGCUGUUGCCUGAAGCGGUCACUGCUCUCUCUUUUCCUUCUAGAAGUUAGAAAAACAAUAUUUCAGAGCACUCUCCCUGUAUUUCUCGGCAUUUUACUUAACCUGCGGCGGCGCCUCAGGAUCUCGAGGAGUGGCGAAACUUCCCUGGACUUGGAGAAAAACAAGCCGAGAGGAGGCAAGGGGGGAGGACGUUGCUGGAAACCUCUUUGGGAAGCUGGAGACCUUCUCGGGAUGCCUGCCUUACUCUCCUCCAGCAGCUAUUCAGAUCUCCCCGGGCCAAGGCAGCUCCCUGCCACGGCGUGUCUGCAUUAAGCGGGUCCGAGGGGCGCGGAGAGCCGCGGUGCCGUGAGGAGCAGCCCGGGAGCGCCUCUGGCUCUGCCCGUGUCCCUAAGGUCCCGCAGGGCUGGGGGAUGCGGCACCUUGCCCUCGCUAUGCCCCUGUGCCGUCCAGCGCUGGAGUUGGCUGUCAGAGAAACCUUGGAGGUCCCCUGCUCAGCCCCGGUAGUGUCAUGAGUUAGAUUAGUUGGAGCUGUGCUGGGGGCGGUGAGGGCUUGGAUUACAGUCCAGAACUCAAAGUGCUUCGGUGGUUCACGUCGGAGGGGAGAGGAGACGCCCCGUCGCACACAUGGAGGAAAAAGAGAAAAAACGCUGUCUUUGGAAGUGAGGGGGAAGAAAGGAGGCCGGGAACAUGGACUCGGAGUCACUGGACGGCUGCAUUCAGAGCACGUUAUCAGCACUCUACCCUCCAUUCGAGGCUACCGCAGCCACUGUUCUGUGCCAAGUUUUUGAUGUGGUGGAGAAGACGUACCGUGGGGAUGGACUGCACUACCUCAUAGACUUCCUGAUUCCAGCCAAGCACAUCCUGCAGUGCAUUCAGCAGGAUGCCUGUGCUCCGUACUGCGGGUUGCUGUUUCGCCACGCGGGCUGGCCCCUGUGUAUUCAAGAGAAGAUUGUAAUCCAGCUAGCUUCCAUUGACUGGCAAAUCUUGAAGCCUGGUGACUUCUACCUGCAGGUGGUCCCCUCUCUGAAGAAGCCUCCACGAAUUGUAUUGAAGUGUUUGGCAAAAGAUAAGCAUAAUGUAGAAGAAGUGGUGAUUCCAGAAGUUUCAUAUACCUCUAUAUUUACUCUGGAAUGGUUGAGUACGUUCAAUGGAGAGCGGAUGGGCAUAGCACUGGAAAAUUGUUUACUAACCACUGAUGACAAAAUAUUUCGCGUCCCCUGGGAUAAAGUGGUUAAUCCUGAAUUUAUAAAUAAACCAAAAAUAAUUGAAAACAAUGUCAUCUCUUCAGAAAUAACAGAGGAACGUUCAAUUUUGUGCCUCCCCGCGGACCGUACUGAGUGUGGUUCACCAGACCUGAGGUCUCAGUAUCUACAGGAACUAAGCUCAAAUCGAGACAACUCUGUCAUUAGCAGCACAGUGCCACAGUUAAACGAAGCUCUAGUCAAUGGUGUCUGUACGAGUCCUGUGACUCAAGAGAACUUGGAAAGUGACCUUGAAGGGGAGUACGUUGAGCUGGCAGAAGUUUCACUGCCCAGACUUGGGCCACAAACAGGAUCUUUAACACAGUCGCUGGCAUUAAGUUAUUUAACUCAGCCCAGGGCACGAGUGAAUGAGUCUACAGGCAAGCACAGAUUUAUUGUCAUACAAGACAGCACCUACUCCAAGAACUUAAUUCAGUCAGCACUUAUGCAGAAAGAGCACUGUCAAAUGGACACUCUGAGCACUUCUACAGAAGUUCUCAAAAAUGUUACUCCAUUGGAAGGUAACAAAGUGAUGGCACAUGGAGAACUGUCCCCAGAAGGUCAGCUGAUACCAGCUGAUCUUGGAAGUAUGGGUGAUAACUUUCCUGUGGCUGAGCCUCCUGCCUGCCGUGCAGAAGAUUCAUCUGCAGAGCGGGAGACUCACAGUGAGCACUCACUGGAUUGGCGAUACGCACUGUGCAGCUACCCUGAUGUGUGUGCUGGAGAUGCUGUCAGCUGCAAGGCACGAGUGCCUGGUAGCCCUGGAAAUGUGGAGGGAGGAAGGGAUGGACCUAAUGAAAAUGCUGGUGUUGAAACAUUGGAGCAGAGCCCAGAAGUGAUUCUGGAUGCUACUGCUGCUAAAGAGGAAGUGAUGCUGGGAGUACACACAGAACCACUGACUGAGGGUCAAAAGGAAGUGACACUGAUGGAUGCUUCUUUUGUACCUGUCCUAGGGCCUUUGGGACCAUGUUGCACACUAAAGGAAGCUUCUGAUGUCUCUUGCCAGGUUGUCAGUGGAAGUGUUGAGCCAGUUGAGGUCACUACAUUGCCUGAGAAUUCAGAUGUAAGUGGGGAGAGAGGCUCUCCUUCAGGGAACAUGGCAGAUGUAAGCACUUGCUGCGGUGAUAAUGAAGCAAAUAGCAGUUCUCCAUUAAGUCCUCCAGAAGAGAGCCAAGGAGAUGUAGAUGAAUUUGAGGUGGGAAGAAGGGACAGCCAAGAAGAAGUGAAAGAGUCUAAAGAAAUGUUGACUGUAAAUGAAAAUCAGACUAGUCAUAGUCACUGUUCUGUGAGUGCUCCAGAGGAUGGAACCUUGUCAGAUGGUGAGGAGCAUGAGCAUAAAAAGGCUGAAGAAGCCAUACCAUUCAAAACUGCCCAGUCAGCAGAGGAGAAUCAGAUGGCAGAACAAUUAAAUAAUAAUGACUUGUUGGCUCCCAGUGCACAAGAAGAAGAUUCAAGUCUGUUCAAAACCCAGAGGUCUGGAGGGACGUUUGAGGAACUGCAAAGACUGGUGGAAAACCAUGGCUGUGAAAGUGAAGAGAACUCUGUGCUGAACCUGGAGCAUGUUGCAAUACAGGACUUGCAGGGACAAGUGGAGAACCAGGAAAGUUGUUCUUACAGGGAAAGGUUGAAGACUACAGCCUCAAAAACACUGGAAUCCAUUGAAGAGGAAUUGGAGGGUGGACCACUGUCCUCAGGACCUGCUGAGGGGCAUACAGAGCCUACCACUCUGCACUCCCAGCCAGAGGCAUCAUCGGGGGCAUCACCUCCUAAAGGGAUGAUGCCAAAAGAGACAGAGAUGAGAAAAGAGGCAGCUGGCACAGGUGUGUUGAAACCAGCGAGUAAAAGCAGUGCCCUGGAGGAAACUUCACCUCCUGUUACUCCCCCGACAUCCCCAACUUCUGGAACUGCCUGGGGUGGUCACUUUGCACCUACCAUAGUCAAGGAUGUGAACCCAGAAGUGCUCAGGAGUGGAGUUGCCUACCUGCCUGGUACAAGAGACAAAUCAGGACGUGCAGUGGCCAUAAUAACAACAAGGAGCACAGCCUGGUUAAACCCUCACUGCAACACCACUGAGCUUGUACGCCUCCUUCUGUACUUGCACAGCAUCCCAAGACCAGAAUGUCAGGCUUUGGGUCUGACUGUUCUUGUGGAUGCUCGUCGCUGUUCUCCCGUUCCUGCUCUCUUCAAGGCCUUCAGCAUGUUGCAGGAGAUGGAUCCUCACUGUAUUCAUGGAGUCCUGCUUCUGGUUGAAAAAGAUCUGACUUUUCGGAUGGAGAAGCCACCAGCAGGACAGUUUGAACUUCUCACCUCCAUGAAAUCCCUCCAUAAGCACAUAGACAGCUCCCAGCUGCCUCUGGAGCUGGAAGGGACCUUCCCGUACUGCCACCAGAGCUGGCUGAGCUUCCGCAGGAAACUGGAAUACUUACUACAACAAUGCCAGGGUGUUUGUGCCUUCCUUCAGGGAGCUAUUAAUAAAGUGGAAUCCACAAAAUUACCAGGAAAGGCUGAGGAUGCAGCUGUGCUGCUGAGGAAUUCAAGGCAGUUGAUGAAGAAUGUUCUUGAAGAUGCAAGUUUGGUCAGGGUGCAGCAGGAGGGUGGAGCGCUCCUCGCCAGACUGGGGAAGGAGGCGUCCUGUGUCACCCUUACCCAAGACUACAGAGAUGCACUCGAUGCUGCCAGCGUGCUUUACAAUCAAGUUGAUGAGGGCGUUCACCGCCUGGUGAUGCUGUCAAACAAGCGCAUCCAGGAGCUGGAGCUGGUGAUGGAGUUCGAGAAAGUGGAAGAGUGUUUUAAGGAGGUCAGCAGUUGGAUUGAGAAUGUUGGCAGAAAACGGCUAAAGGAAACUGUCAACCUGGAUGAUUCUUUGGAGAUGCUGCUUCAAGCACAAAAGCAGUUCAAGGAGUUUGAUCUUGUUGCCAGUGAAUAUUGCAAAAGGGGACAGGAAGCAUUAAAGAAGAUGAAUCAAUGGGAAGACCUUUCCUUUGUGGAUGUGCAUUCUUACAGGGUAAAGCUGCAGACCUAUGAAGAUGAGCUGGAGGAUUUCUGCACCCAGCUGGAUGAAACGAGGCACCGAGUCUGUGAAACAGUCAGGCUGUAUGAAUUCUUUGACAAGGCGUACGAGUGGGCCUUGGACGGGAUGCGACACCUUGCGUGUAUCAGCAUGGAGGACUGCAGCUCCGCCGAGCACUGUGCAGAUGUCAUCAAGUGCCUGGAGAGUUACAAGGGGCAGCACCCGGACAUCAGUGCUGCCCGGUUCCAGGAGAUGAAGGAACUGGCCUGUGAGCUGAAGAGUGACAAGGGGCUCAAGCAGUGGAAAUUUGCAUGGUCUAAAUGCCAGGAGACCAAGCUGGUUUUUGAAAAGAAACUGGAAGCAGCCUUGAGAACAAGAAAGUCUCUGCUGUCAGACCGCAACCCAGCUGUGGGGGAGCAGCCCCAGGCUGGCAGUGAGACUGGCACUCUGUCCCACCGGAGGCACUCUGAAGGGGCCACCUCCAGGUCCCACUGGGACAGGACUCAGAGCACAUCUCAUGGCUACAACAGAAGCAACAGCUGUCUGGAGUGGACUAGGGAGAAAGCUCCCUCGCCCUCCCUGAGCUGCCCUGGAGAUGCUGAUGCUGGGGAAGUAUUUGUCUGCCCAGCUCCUCUCAGCCCUGGUCCUCACUCAAGCAGAAUUUCUUUCGCCAGCAGGGCUUGUAAGUCUCCAGUGCUGCCUGAAGAAAAGCUAAACCUGGAGAGCAUUUUAGAAGCCCCAGAGGUGAAGCAGUCUUGUACAUCCACUCCAGUCCCUGGGAAGCUGCCUCCCAGGAAGGUGCUCCGGAAGGCCCAGAGCUUUGACCUGCCUUAUGGUGAGAGCCUGUGGGCCAGCUGCCAGAGGAGCGAGCCAGCCAGGUACGGCAACACCGGCGUCUUCAUUAAGGGGCUGGAGGUGAGCAGCACUGAGCUGGUGGACAGGACGUUCGCUCUGCGGCAGCCAGCUGUGAACAGCUGGGCUGCAGACUGCCUGCUGGAGGGACAGAGGGGCUGCCUCUCCGGGUCAGAAGCCAAGAGCUGGGGCAGCAAACUGCGGCACAUCAUCGAUGAGAUGGUGACCACGGAGCGAGAGUACGUGCGGUCACUCCGCUACAUCAUCGACAGCUACUUCCCCGAGAUGGAGCGCCUCGACCUGCCCCAGGACCUGCGUGGGAAGCGCAGCGUCAUUUUCGGAAACCUGGAGAAACUCUAUGACUUCCACAGCCAAUACUUCCUUCGAGAGCUUGAGAGCUGCUGCAACCACCCACUGAGGGUCAGCCACUGCUUCCUGCGACACAAAGACCAGUUUGGAAUGUAUGCGUUGUACAGCAAGAACAAGCCAAAGUCAGACUCGCUGCUGGCCAGCCAUGGGAAUACCUUCUUCAAGUUCAAGCAGGUGCAGCUGGGGGAUAAGAUGGACCUGGCCUCCUACCUGCUGAAACCCAUCCAGCGGAUGAGCAAAUAUGCCCUGCUCCUGAAGGACCUGAUCAAGGAGUGCAGCGAGGCACAAGAGCAGGAGCUGGGCUAUCUCCGUGCUGCUGAGGAGAUGGUGAAGUUUCAGCUCCGGCAUGGAAAUGACCUGCUGGCCAUGGAUGCCAUCCGUGACUGUGACGUGAACCUGAAGGAGCAGGGGCAGCUGGUGCGGCAGGACGAGUUCACCAUCUGGCUGGGCCGCAGGAAGUACCAGCGACACGUCUUCCUCUUUGAGGACCUCAUCCUCUUCAGCAAGCCCAAGAGGAUCGAGGGUGGCUUUGAUGUGUAUAUCUACAAGCGCUCCUUCAAGACUGCAGACAUUGGUCUGACAGAGAACUGUGGAGACAGCGGCCUGCGCUUUGAGAUCUGGUUCCGAAGGCGGAAGUCCAGUGACACCUACAUCCUCCAGGCCAGCUCAGCUGAGACUAAGCAGGCCUGGACCAGUGACAUUGCCAAAAUCCUGUGGCAGCAGGCAGCCCGCAAUAAAGGUGUGAUUCCUUCCUGGAAUUCCUUCUGUGCCGCAAAAGAAAUCCGUAUGCAGGAGAUGGUCUCCAUGGGUGUGGGUAACAAGCCCUUCCUGGAUAUCAAACCCAGUGAGGCAGCUAUUAAUGACCGUGCUAUCGAUUACAUCAUGAAAGGCAGAGGUGCCAGGACCAGAGCCUCAAUUGCAGUGUCUCUGUUUGACCAUUCCAACCCCUUCAAGAGGACACAGACGCAGCUCUCCACUGGCAGCACCCCCACUGCCUAUUCCCCUUCCUCCUCCUCCUCCCUUCUGGGGCCCCUCAACCUCCACAUGUACCUGGACCAGGCUCUGCUGCCAGGGGUCCUGGCCCCCAGGCGCCCCUUUGACAUUGGCACUUGCAUCGAGGAAGAUGAGCUGGAGCAUGAGACAAGCAGCCAGCCCUCAAUGACAACAGAGAGCUCAGAGUCAUCGCACUGCAUGUCAGCCACUGGCUCCAGCGGCUCCGACAGUGGCUGUGUCUCCAACGUCCCACAAGAAAGCUUCUGUGAAGACAUGGGCUCGCCCCCUUACAUGCCUGUAGGCCCACAGCACAGCUCUGCCAUGGAGGGCAGACCCAGGUUCACAAACAGCCAGUACAUUUCUGCAGUAAGUGCAAGCAGCCAAAACACUCCCUUCACUUUGCCUGCUCCUGUACCUGCCUCCCCAGUUCAAGCCACUGCCUCUCACAGGGGGACUGAAGAUGCUGCUUUUGGGCUUGGGGUGACUGUGGGGAAGUGACAUUUCCUCUUGCAGAGACUUGGCCCCUCUGGGGCAGGCAAGAGCCUCUGGUGCAGGAGCCACCCCUGCAGUGGCCAGGAUCCCUGAGGAGAUGAGCUGGAAAGGACCUGCAGUGCUGGAGACUGCACAAGGAGGAGAUGUUGCACAAACAGGAGCUAUAAUGGUGCCAUGGGCUGGGGUACAUAUAUAACCUCCUGGAAUGGCUGGAGCUCUGCUGCACAUGCUGCCAAGCUCCUUUCCUGGGAGGUUUGGGCGUUUUUUGGGGAAUGAUGAGAGGGAGUAGUGGGAGCCUGUUGCUCUGAGAUGUCGGUGUGUUCCUGAGAGUUCUCAGCUGCUUCCCUUCCCACUAGAUCCUGUCCUGAUGCUGUUGUCCUCUAACCCCCUACUAACACUGGCUUCUCUCUUCUGCAGAAAGCAGGCCAGGUCACCAUAAGCCCCUCAAGAAUAGUGUGAGCCCCUCGGCCCCGCCUCAGGAAGUGGAGUUGUUGUAAGUAGCCCCUGCAGGGGAUUUUCCAGCAGUUCUGAGUGCUGGUCAGGUUUGUCAGUAGCUCUGAGUCAGGGGAAUCUCACCCUCAGCUCCUCUGUGAGUUUUCCCCAUGCAUUCCUGACUGGUGUCUGAGGCUCUGAUUCAUCUGGUUACAGAGGAGCAGCUCCCAUGGAGCCACACUCUGAACAGCUGGUUUGAUGCUUUCUACCUUGCAGAAGCAAAACAAACAAAAUCACGUUCAGGUACUAAAGGCUUGACCACCUCCUGAGUGUUCAGAUGAGCUGCUUUCCUCUGAAUGCUGCCCACCUGUCUAACCACUAAUCUACUUCUUGUGGCUGUUUGCCAAAAUCCUGCUCUUAGUCCCUCUGAACUGCCUUGGGGAAUCCCAGUAAUUCUCCCCAAGGCAGGUUUAUCCCACAGUUUCCUUUGAAUCUCCAGAGGAAAUGGUACUUUGCCAGACAAAGGAACCUGCUAGGUUAUGGUCAGGAUGUCCUGAGGUAGCUGCCAGAGGUUGCUUCAGUAUUUAGGGAUUUUGGGAGGAUGCCUUGUCUGGAAGGAAGUCACUGUUGAUCCAGGGAGGAUGAACCCUGACAGGACUUGCAGCCAGGCAGGGCUCCUGCUCGUGGCUGGCAGCCCUUGAUGUCUUGUCAGGACCCACUCAAACCAGCCUGCUCUUGUCUCAGCCUUUUCCUCUCUGUCCUUGGGGCUGAGCCUCCCCUGUCACAGGGAGCAGAGGGGUAUGGGAGAGGCAGGAUUAGGGCUUGAAUGGUCAAGGCACAGAGUGGUGAAUGGCUCAUAGGUUUGGCACUGUGGGGUGUGGCACCAUGCAGGCCCAUGUCUUGUGACCUGCAGGGGCAGGAGUUCAGAACCAGCUGUACAGAACCAGCCAAGGUUCAGAUGUGAGAUCCUGAGCCCCUUCUGGAGGGUCACAGAUGAGAUUUUUGAAGUGGCCACAGAAGCAGUAGGGACAGCAGCACAAAGCCUUUGGGCGAGGCCUGAGACACAGAGGGAUGAGCUGUGCAUCUCCUGCAAGGAGAUUGUUCUUUCCCCACCAAAAAAUACCUCUGACAAGCAGUGGAUUUCAAGUGUUUUGUGAAGUCACUGCUGGCCAGGACAGAGGGACCUGUGGGAUCCUGCCACAUCCCAGGAGUGCAGCUGGUCUAACCCAUUGCACGGUGCUGUGUUCCAGGUUUGAUUGCCAUUUCAAACUCACUGAAGAUCCCAGGCCUCUGACCAGCAGAAGGACACAGUCUUCAUUCUUGAAGAUAUUUUUUUGCCCAUUAUCAGGCUCUUUCAGACAGCCCAAAAUUUGACCUCUGCCUGAGGUGAAGUCCCAGGAAGGCUUCUGUCAACUAAAUGUAAUAGCUUUGGUGUUGGAUGGGACCUUGGGCAUUUAAAGCUCAUUAGCCUUAUAUUUAUAAGUAAUAAGUAACAUAGCAGUUUGGGAAAAAAAAAGUAUUAUUUUUAAAGCUAUGAGUUGUACAGAUUUUUAUUACAAGUGACUCUGUUACUAUUUGUUGUGUAAGCUGCACAUUUUAUAAAGUUUUUGGAAGGGCAUGAAGAGAAAUUGAGGUAUUUAAAAAAAGUAGUCUAACUUUCUUUUUCAGGGUUAUAGUGACCUGAAGCUCAAGAUUUAACGUCCUUCCUUAUGUUCUAAAUAUGUCUAUUGUAGCAAUAAUUUAUUUCCUUGGCUUAAUACUUCCAUUCUAAUAAAAGCAAUUUCAUUGUUAUGAAUUGUUUCUUCAGAUGGUUCUUCCAAUGCCUUGGUGCUGAGCUAAUCUCUCUCAUAACUAUCUGUCAGCUCUGCCGCUCUGCCUGUGCCACCUCUGCUCUGACUGCCAGCUCCACCUGUAAAUCCUCAGUGCAUUCACCAGAGAAGGAGGAGAUGCCCAGGCAGACUGCCCUGAUGCCAGUGGGGAGGCUGACCCAGAGAGGAGCAGCCAGCAGAGGUGUCAGUAGGAGUGAGGACAAGGGAGCUGUCUGGUGGAGCUCUGGAGGCACCAGAGUUCCUGGCUCUAAUUUUAGCCACUUGCCCCCUGUAGCUGCUGUCCCAGUGCAAGUUCCUCUCUUGCCCUGCUGGCUCAGGUUCCGGUGGCUUAGUUCAGGCUUCAUUGUGCUUUGUCCUGGCUGCAGCCCUGGUUUUGGACUGACAAGCUCCUUGCUUCAUCUCUGACUCAGCCCCUCUUCUGGUACUUCAGUCCCACUGUUGUGGCUUGUUUGAGGAGCUUUGGAUGUGCUGGCAUUCGAGACCAACAGGUUUUGAGCAUAAUGGGUUGAUCAUAAUGCUGAACCUUAAGUGGACGUUGUUUGAAGUAACUGGAGGCCAAACGAGCCCUGUGUUCCAAGGUGGCUUUUUCAUGAGUAACAUCCAAGGUCGCUGUGUGGCUGUGACACCCUCCCUCUGUUCUUGGACAAAAUGAAAAUUAGCAUUUCUGGAAACAGUCGUUACUUGGCUGCCAAGUUCCUGUUUACUCCUGGUUUAUGCAGGGCUGUAAAUCAGGCUCCUGCAGGUGUGGGAGAAGUGCUACAUUUGGCCUGAGGAAGAAGAUGGAGUUGUAAUUUAUUUAACUGCAGUUUUCUCCCCUUGGCAGACAUGGGUGUUACACCCCACAGCCACCCUGGAGACAGUGUCCCUUCAAGUUUGGAAAUUCCUGUACUGUAUGUAAAACACUUGUUUAUUUUUAAUAAGCUGGAUGUUUUUAAACCUUGUUCUUUUUUCAGACAGCAAGGAAAAUACAAUUGACACCUUUGUACAAAAUUGCGUGGGAAACAGUUAUACAGGGAAUAUUUUACAAGUUACUAUUUUGAGAUAAUUGCUGGGUUAAUGCAAAGUUUCUGGACUGUCAAGACAACAAUAGCUCAUGUCAUAAGAGGGAGAGAAGUUACUAAUGCAACAAGAGGAACAUGAAACGUCUGGAAUUUCUCAGUUUCAAAAGUUUCUAAAUUGCUGGACAAACCUUUAGUAUUGUUUACCUGACACUCUUUCUU
Messenger RNA from Camarhynchus parvulus, 10447 nucleotides. RefSeq names its product pleckstrin homology and RhoGEF domain containing G4 (gene PLEKHG4). Gene Ontology annotation, molecular function: guanyl-nucleotide exchange factor activity. The coding region runs from base 697 to 6972 and encodes 2091 amino acids. The transcript has 22 exons. Lineage: Eukaryota; Metazoa; Chordata; Aves; Passeriformes; Thraupidae. The record is from RefSeq and is a predicted model, not a curated record.